Candidozyma pseudohaemuli is the source of this 1110-nucleotide messenger RNA. RefSeq lists its product as uncharacterized. NCBI's taxonomy places the organism in Eukaryota, Fungi, Ascomycota, Pichiomycetes, Serinales, Metschnikowiaceae. The record is from RefSeq and is a predicted model, not a curated record. The transcript has a single exon. The coding region runs from base 1 to 1110 and encodes 369 amino acids.
AUGCUCUUUCUUUCCAGAACCACACUAAUACCGGCCCGGCGGAUGCCGAAAAUCGCCCCGGCGGCCCUCCUCCGCCGCCUUUCCAACCUCCCACAAGACUUUGACCCGAAAAAAAGCCUCCCUUCGCAAGGCGAGUGGAAACACUUGAAGCAGCACAUUCCUGGAGAAGGCGACCAGAAAAACGACUUGAAGGAGCGGAUCCCCAUGUUCCCGCUCGGCAAGGAGAACGUGCCGACGCUUCUUCCGCGUCCCUGCGUGCCCCGGGUCGGACCCAACAUGUCGUUUCGCCAGGUGAUUCUGAUUUUGAAAAACAAGACCCAACCGGAGCUUUUAUACGAGCUGGAGCCCCACAGACUCUACUUUUUGGCGUGUUUCUGCUGCGCCGUCGUGUUCACCGUGUACGGGUGUGUUUUGCUCGAAUGGGCCGUGUACCAGGCCAACAAGGACUACGAGGAGAACGAAAAAGAGCUUGCAGAGGCCUUGAGGAAACGAGAGUGGGUUGUUCUGGUCGGGAAAUAUGGCAUCAUGGGCGCCGUGAUGCUUUUUAUGGCGUACCAGACGGCCAUGUUCCCCACCAGGCUUAUCAGGAGAAUGUGGUAUCUUCCUGGUCCGGUGGAGCACAUCAAGUUCACUUCGUACCCGUUGUUGCCCGGCAGACCGUCGCCUGUCUACACGGUGCCCUUGCGUAAUUUAACGAGAAAGCACCAUGCCCGUGUGUGGACCGGCAAGGGUUUCUACGGCACUGCCGACAAGUCGUUGUUCUUUUUCGUGUUGAAGGAGGAGACCACCAAGAAGUCGUGGGUCGUCGACAGAAGGGGCUUUUUCUGGUCGGACGGGCGUGUGUUUGACUUGCUUUUCGGCAAGGAGACGAUUGCAGAAGCCGAAGCUGGUAUUCCGUACGAUGAGCAGAUUGGCAUAGUGAACCGCGAGGUGAAGAGAAAGAAGCAGAAGUUGCGGAAGCAGCACGGUCCGUUCUGGCAGUUGAAGCUUGGAGCGAAGGAGUUCAAGGAGGACGUGGGCAAGGCCACGAAUUACGUCAAGGGUGCAGCGAAAAACCAGACCAAGGCGUUGCCCAAGGGCAAGAAGGGCAAGUUUCUGAAGGAGAAGUAG